Molecule: messenger RNA, 1533 nt
Organism: Triticum aestivum (bread wheat)
Lineage: Eukaryota; Viridiplantae; Streptophyta; Magnoliopsida; Poales; Poaceae
Product: protochlorophyllide reductase A, chloroplastic-like
Exons: 2
Coding region: 130-1296 (388 amino acids)
Molecular function (GO): protochlorophyllide reductase activity
Source: RefSeq, a predicted model, not a curated record
GUAUAAAUGCCGCCGGCGAGCGAGAGCUCACUCACCAACUCGCCAAGUACAGUACAUCAGCACAGUACACUCGCGGCGCACGCUCGAGCUUGCUAGCGACAGUCAGUCCGUCCGAGCUCACCGUCAUCCAUGGCUCUCCAGCUCCUCCCCUCCACCCUCUCCGUCCCCAAGAAGGGGAGCAGCAUGGGCGCGGUGGCGGUGAAGGACACGGCGGCGUUCCUGGGCGUGAGCAGCAAGGCGAAGAAGGCGUCGCUAGCGGUGAGGACGCAGGUGGCCACGGCGCCUUCGCCGGUGACGACGAGCCCGGGCUCGGCCGCGGCGAAGCCGAGCGGCAAGAAGACUCUGCGGCAGGGCGUGGUGGUGAUCACGGGCGCGUCCUCCGGGCUUGGCCUCGCGUCGGCCAAGGCGCUGGCAGAGACGGGCAAGUGGCACGUGGUCAUGGCGUGCCGCGACUUCCUCAAGGCCUCCAAGGCGGCCAAGGCUGCCGGCAUGGCUGACGGGAGCUACACCAUCAUGCACCUCGACCUCGCCUCGCUCGACAGCGUCCGGCAGUUCGUCGACGCGUUCCGCCGCGCCGAGAUGCCGCUGGACGUGCUCGUGUGCAACGCCGCCAUCUACCGCCCCACGGCGCGCACGCCGACAUUCACCGCCGACGGGCACGAGAUGAGCGUGGGCGUGAACCACCUCGGCCACUUCCUGCUCGCCCGCCUCCUCAUGGAGGACCUUCAGAAGUCCGACUACCCGUCCCGCCGCAUGGUCAUCGUCGGCUCCAUCACCGGCAACAGCAACACGCUGGCGGGCAACGUGCCGCCCAAGGCCAGCCUCGGUGACCUCCGCGGGCUCGCUGGCGGCCUCAGCGGCACGUCGGGCUCGGCCAUGAUCGACGGGGACGAGAGCUUCGACGGCGCCAAGGCGUACAAGGACAGCAAGGUGUGCAACAUGCUGACCAUGCAGGAGUUCCACCGGCGGUACCACGAGGAGACCGGCAUCACCUUCUCCUCGCUCUACCCCGGCUGCAUCGCCACCACGGGGCUGUUCCGGGAGCACAUCCCGCUGUUCCGCACGCUCUUCCCGCCGUUCCAGAAGUUCAUCACGAAGGGGUUCGUCUCGGAGGCGGAGUCCGGCAAGAGGCUGGCGCAGGUGGUGGCGGAGCCCAGCCUGACCAAGUCCGGCGUGUACUGGAGCUGGAACAAGGACUCGGCGUCCUUCGAGAACCAGCUCUCGCAGGAGGCCAGCGACCCCGAGAAGGCCCGCAAGGUCUGGGAGCUCAGCGAGAAGCUCGUCGGACUCGCCUGAUCUCCCACCCACCUCCGGCUCCGGCCACGUCCAGGCAAUGCAUGCAUCUAGGACGCCGAUGCUGAACUUGUCGCAUUUUUUAACGUUGGUAAUUACCAUUUUUACGUCUUUUUAGAAACUCAAUUACCCGGGAGAGGCCUUGCGAGUGUCGGCGAGAGUGCAUAGAUCUCGUGUGGAAGAUGUACAAUUUUCGGCGAACCAUGAAUAAUAAAACUGCAGGCCUGAUUGAGGAUGGCA